Molecule: messenger RNA, 2295 nt
Organism: Pseudogymnoascus verrucosus
Lineage: Eukaryota; Fungi; Ascomycota; Leotiomycetes; Thelebolales; Thelebolaceae
Exons: 12
Coding region: 51-2237 (728 amino acids)
Biological process (GO): carbohydrate metabolic process
Source: RefSeq, a predicted model, not a curated record
CGUACAUCCAUGUUUGUUAUAACUUGUACAAGGAACUCUUUUUCUCAACUAUGGCGGUCAGCAAUAUUGUCUGUGCACUUCUUUUGCUGCCAACCCUUGGGCUGAGCCACAUCGACAGACACAGCAUAUUGUCCCAAUUCAACGUCAUUCGAUCAAGCCUCAUAGAUAAUAAAACGACGGCCUUGCAGGUUGGCAAUGGGAAUUUCGCUUUCAAUGUCGACAACACGGGAAUGCAGACGUUCUUGCCCUUUAACACCCUGUCAAGCUGGGGCUGGCAUAAGGACUCUCUGCCGAUAAACGGUGAAAACAUUAGCGACUACCAUGGGGUUGGAAAGCUAACCCACGGCCGGAAGGUCUCAUACGACAUUCCCGAUCCUGAUCUUCCGGAGGUUUCUCAGUGGCUUAUCGCCAAUCCCAAUCGCGUCAAUCUGGGCCGUAUAGGUCUCACUUAUAAGAAUGCCACCAUCACGGCAUCUCAAAUCACUGAUCCAAGGCAGGAGCUCAACUUGUGGGACGGGACCAUAACGUCAACUUUCAAAGUCGACGGGAAGGCCGUGCAGGUCAUCACCCAGGGAGACUUUGAGACUGAUGCAGUAGCUUUCGACAUCAAAUCAGACCUGAUCUCUUUGGGUGAUCUUAAAGUCGAGCUUGACUUUCCCUACCCACCAAUUCACAGCACUACCUACAAAUUCGAGGUGUUUGUGGGCGUCUACGACUUCCCACAGAACCACACCACAUUCAUCGCCGACCCUCCAAAUAGGAAGAUCCCUACCGCUCACAUCUACCACGAGAUGCAGGAGACAAAAUACUUUGUCAACCUGAGGUGGCCUUCCACCUCCACCUGCAACCUCCAACUGACGAGGAACGAGCCCGCAAGCUCCACCGCCGUCACCGCCCACCGCUACACUCUCGCUCCCGGGCCGUCCUCCGCCGCGACCUCCUCCUCAACUAUGACCUUCACCGCCCACUUCUCACCGGAGAAGCGCAUCCCCGACUUGCCAUCCGCCAUCCAGCAAAGGAACCGGAAGGGCUGGAACGAGUACUGGAGCGACGGCGGGUUCGUUGACCUCACGGCGUCGACCAACCCGAACGCGACCGAGUUGCAGCGCCGCAUCCUCCUGUCGCAGUAUCACGUCCGCGUCAACAGCGCCGCGCAUGGUCAGUCGCCGCAGGAGAGCGGGCUGAUGAACAACGGGUGGUACGGCAAAUUCCACAUGGAGAUGGUCAUCUGGCACAACGCCCACUGGAGCACCUGGGGCCGGCAGAAGUACUUUGACAACAUCUUCCCCGAGCUGUAUGAGACGCUGCUUCCGUCGUCGCUGGAACGUGCUAAGAACAUGGGCUGGGAAGGGGCGAGAUGGCCCAAGAUGACCGAGGUCGUCAGCCAGGAGAAUUCUCCAGGAGGAAUCAACGCAUUCCUUAUGUGGCAGCAGCCCCAUCCCAUGUACCUUGCCGAGCUGGCCUACCAGGCCUCGCCUACGCGGGAAACACUGAAGCAUUGGGACAAUGUCAUCACCGCCUCCGCUGACUACAUGGCAUCCUACGCGUGGAAGAAUGCCAGCUCGGGAUACUUCGACCUUGGGCCACCAGCAUACGGCGUCACCGAAAACACCCCUCCCGAGGAGUCCCUCAACCUAGCUUACGAGGUCUCCUACUGGCGCUACGGCCUCGACAUCGCCCGCCAAUGGAAACACCGCCUCCACCAGCCCAUCCCCGCGCAAUGGACCACCGUCGCCGCGAACAUGGCCCCCCCUCCCCAGGCGGGCGGCCUUUACGCCGACUACGAGGGCCUGAACAGCUCCUGGUGGGCGGACCCAGACCUGAACGGCGACCCGCGCAGCAUGAUCAUGCUGCAGGGCACGCUUCCCGAUACUCCCGCCGUCGACCACGAGGUGGCUCGCCGCACGGCGGAUAGGGUCUGGGAGGUUUGGACGGAUGGUAAAGUCGCGGGCUGGGGUCGUCCCGUGCUUGCUAUCAACUCGGCUCGGGUCGGGAACCCGGAGAGGGCGGUGCAUCACCUCACUGCGUAUGAUUACUGGUCGUUUGAUGAUGCGGGUUUUGCUUCCAGGGGUAUUAGCAGCGGCACACCUCCACCGUUUAUACCCGGCAACGCGGCCUUCCUCUACGCCGUGGCAUACCUGGCAGGCGGAUGGCGGGGCUCCGAAGGUAACGCUCCGGGCUUUCCCAAGAAUGCUGGGUGGGUGGUUAAGCAGGAGGGGCUCGUUAAGGCACUGUGAUGGGGAGACGGGAUGUUUUAAGAGGGCCUUGAUAGAAUGCAAGGCGAGUAUUCGCAGC